Messenger RNA from Galendromus occidentalis (western predatory mite), 957 nucleotides. RefSeq lists its product as uncharacterized. The transcript is spliced from 5 exons. Lineage: Eukaryota; Metazoa; Arthropoda; Arachnida; Mesostigmata; Phytoseiidae. The record is from RefSeq and is a predicted model, not a curated record. Bases 48 to 758 code for a protein of 236 amino acids.
GGUUGCAUCAGUGGGUAGCGCCGAGAACCGGGCUAGCACGAGCAAAUAUGCUUCACAAAUUCUCUAUUUUGUUUAUUUUUGCGGCAUUCAGUGUUUGUGCAUGUCAGGAUUUGAGCAUCAAGGAGGAAAUAAUUCAAGAUGAAGAAGAUUCUUGGGUGGAUCCCACAGAUAUGUUCGAAUGGCGACCCUCCAAAACCCGGGAAGACCCUGUUAUUGAAAAGGUCGAGCGCCUGGGGAACGCGAACGGAGUUGUUCGGCCGCUGAGCACGAGGGAGCGCAACGAGUGCCGGGAGCAACGCAGAGAACUCUCUGUUUGCCAAAGAAAACUGCGCGAGCUCCAGCUGCUCCGCCACUUAGUUGACGAUGGCGGCGACGAGCCUUGCAUGGAUCGUGAAUUUAUUUACCUGAGACGAUUGGCGCUGAAUCUUGUUAGCAAGGCGAAGAUCGGUCGGAGGGCUCCAGCUGGGAAGGCAGUCAAGCUCGAGAUUUAUAUACCCACCAAAGAAAUUUCAAAGCUGGACGAUCUCGCGAGAGAUGAGUUGUGUACGUCCAUUGGAGAUCUGGAAGCUACGUUAUCCCAUGUACUGAAUCGAUUAGAAGAUCCCAUCAACGAUCUGGAUGAGAAAGCAACAGUUCUAAAGGAGGAAGACACUUUCUUCGGGAAUGCAAAUUCAUUCUGGCUCAUUCCUUUGCUUGCGAUAGCUGGUACUUUCAUUUUCAACAGUGUGUAUAGCAAUCGGCAUUGCGAUCGUCGCUAAGGGUUGGACAUUUCUGCGCACCCCAUCUCGGAGAUAGACAGAAACAACUCCCACGUGAUCGAAGCUUAAUCUUUUCGACGGGCGCAUUCGAUCAAACAGACCGAAGUACAGAAGAAGCCAAUGGAUUCUUCGCUCCCUGACCCAAAUAAUACGAUGGAAUCUACAAGGAUGAACAGUAAAAUAUUGUACAAUAAUUCCG